ACUAGACGCUCCAUUUAGUUUAGCCUAUUUGGCAGACUGCCUUUCAACGACAAAGAAACGAAGUCUGUCACCAGAGGUGAUAUCCGGUGUUAACCAGCGCCUCCAUUUCAAAGACGCGCGGUGAAGAGAGGCUGAGGGGAUUCUGUGAGAAUCAGAAGACGGACACAAAACAAAUGUGAGGAUGGAGUAUCCAGAGCACUCUGAUCCAGAUGGGGAAGAAGAGAAGGCCAGAGCCCCUAAAAGGGGUGUGUCUACUUCUGACAGCGUCAUGCAGCAGAAGAGAUCACACUCUCCCGUACCGAGCUGUGUGUCCAUGAAGAGUGACCGGUCCAGGGAUCUUUCACCCUUCUUAGCAGAAGGAGGUGUUCCUGCUGGUCAGAGAUCCCCCUCUCCUGUAUCGAGCUGUGUGUCCAUGAAGAGUGACCAGUCCAUGGAUCUUCCACUUCCCUUAGCAGAAGGAGGUGUUCCUGCUGGUCAGAGUUACCAACCUGGUCCAGUAAAUGUGGAAAUGCAGCAGAUCCACAAAUCCCAUCUUCAGAAGAAGUUUCAGUGUCUGACUGAGGGAAUCACAAAGCAGGGAAACCCCACACCCCUCAGUAAGAUCUACACAGAGCUCUACAUCACAGAGGGGGGAAGAGGACGGGUCAAUAAGGAACAUGAGGUCAGACAGAUCGAGAGAGCAUCCUGGAGAGAAGCAGCACCAGACACAUCAAUCAACUGCAGUGACAUCUUUACAAAUGUAUCUGGACAAGACAGACCCAUCAGAACAGUGCUGACAAAGGGAGUGGCUGGCAUUGGAAAAACAGUCUCUGUGCAGAAGUUCAUUCUGGACUGGGCUGAAGAAAAAGCCAAUCAGGAUGUCCAAUUCAUAUUUCCUCUUCCUUUCCGAGAGCUGAACUUGAUGAAGGAGAAAAAACUCAGUCUGGUGGAACUUAUUCAGCAUUUUUGCCCUGAAAUUAAAGAUACAAGGAUCUUCACCGGUUCAGAGCAAAGAGACAUGUUCAUCUUUGAUGGUCUGGAUGAGUGUCGAUUCCUUCUAGAUUUCAACUCCAACCCGAGGUGUUGUGAUGUGACAGAGCCAGCUUCAGUGGACGCACUGCUGACAAACCUCAUCGAGGGGAAUCUGCUUCCUUCUGCUCUCCUCUGGAUCACCACCCGACCAGCAGCAGCCAAUCACAUCCCUCCUGCCUGUGUGGAACGGGUGACAGAAAUAAGGGGAUUCAAUGACCCACAGAAAGGGGAGUACUUUAAGAAGAGAAUCAGUGAUGAGAUUCUGGCCAGCAGAACCAUCACACACCUGAAGUCAUCCAGGAGCCUCUUCAUCAUGUGCCACAUUCCAGUCUUCUGCUGGAUUGUCGCCACUGUUCUAGAGAGACUGUUGAGAGAAACAGGGAGAAGAGAGAUCCCCAGGACUCUGACUCAAAUGUAUACACACUUCCUGAUCGUUCAGACAAGCACCAAAAAAGAAAAGUACACAGUGAGAAAAGAGAGAGACGAAGAGAUGAUUUUCAAACUAGGGAAACUGGCUUUCCAACAGCUGGAGAAGGGCAAUCUGAUCUUCUAUGAGGAAGACCUGAGAGAGUGUGGCAUUGAUGUCACAGAAGCAUCAGUGUACUCAGGAGUGUGUACUCAGAUCUUCAGAGAGGAGUCUGGGCUGUACCAGGGGAAGGUGUUCAGCUUUGUGCAUCUGAGCAUUCAGGAGUUUCUUGCAGCUUUAUAUGUGUUCCUGUGCUUCAGCAACAGAGAGAGAAACAUGACUGACCAACAGCAAACCUGUCAGUUCUCUGCUCUGUUCAGAGCUGCAAAACGUCAUGACCUACACAAGACUGCAGUGGAUCUGGCCUUACAGAGUGAGAAUGGACAUCUGGACCUUUUCCUCCGCUUCCUUCUGGGCCUCUCACUGGAGUCCAAUCAGAAUAUCUUAAGACACCUACUGCCACAGACAAGAAGCCCAUCACAGAGCUCAGAGCAAACAGUCCAGUAUGUCAAACAGAAGAUCAGAGAUCAGGAUACUUCAGCCAGAAGGAUCAACCUGUUCUACUGUCUGAAUGAGCUGAAUCACCAUGCUGUAGUGGAGAGCAUUAACUGGAGUUCAGGAACUUUGUCUAUAGAAAUGCUCUUACCAGGAGAGUGGAGGACUAGGACAUUGAUGUUUAAGAUUUCAGAAGAGCAGCUGGAUGAGUUUGACCUGCAGAAGUACAUAAAGACACCAGAGGAAGAUAUGACUGAACUCCUCAGUCCAGAUGAUGUUCUUCAGAAGCUGGUGCCAGGGGUCACAUCAGCUUUGUUGAGUUAUUGUUCCCUCACAGAGAAGAGCUGUGCUGCUAUAGCAUCAGCUGCCAGAUCCUCCUCCUGCAGUUUGAAGGAGUUGAAGCUGAGUCACAAUUAUCUUCGUGAUGCAGGAGUUCAGCAUCUCUCAGACCUCCUCAAGAAUCCCCACUGCAAACUGGAGACACUAGAGCUGGAGGAUUGUUCCCUCAAAACGAACAGCUGUGCUGCUAUAGCAUCAGCUGCCAGAUCAACCUCCUGCAGUUUGAAGGUGCUGAACCUGAGUGUCAAUGGUCUUUAUGAUGCAGGAGUUCAGCAUCUUACAGACCUCCUCAAGUAUCCCCACUGCAAACUGGAGACACUAAAGCUGAGGCGUUGUUUCAUCACAGAGAACAGCUGUGCUGAUUUAGCAUCAGCUGUCAGAUCAACCUCCUGCAGUUUAAAGGAGCUGGACCUGAGAGACAAUGAGCUUCAUGAUGCAGGGGUUCAGCAUCUCUGGAGGGAAACAGAGCAAGGAGAGGAAGAAGGAGAAGAGGAAAGAGGCAGAAGAAGGAAGAGAGGAAAGAGAAGUAGAAGAAGUAGAAGGAAAAGAAGAAUAAAGAGAGGUAGAAGAAAGAGGAGAAGAGCAGUAGAAGAAAAAGGAGAACAAAUAGGAGGAGUUCAGCAUCUCUCAGACCUCCUCAAGAAUCCCCACUGCAACCUGGAGAAACUAGUAAUGGAUGGCGGUAUCUUCAUAAAGGAGAGUCCAUCAGCAUCCUCUGCAAGCAGCUCCCACUCCUCAGAUGAUGCAGAACUGCACCUCAAAGACAAAACCCAACAGGAUCCAGGAGCACAGCUGCUCUCUGAUGACACUCCCAAGGAGGAUCAACACACCAAUGACCCACAGAGGAGCUGUGAAUCCUGUGUUGAAGUUCCAGACACCAGCCACUGGGUCCUGGUUGAGCCUGAAGUCUCUACAGAGAAGAGUGUCUCAAUCUACAGCCUGAGCUCUCCUGCAGGGAGCUAUGAGUGCUCAGAGUCUGGUCUGCGCUGGUCGUGUGCCGGUCCAGUCACCCUGCAGUACCGCUUCACAGACUGGCAUGUCUAUGCUGAAGAGCUGGCCCACAUGCAGUUCAGACCAGCUGGUCCUCUGAUGGACAUCAGGCUCAUGUCCGGAGAGCUGGAGGAGAUCCAUCUGCCACAUUUCCUGUGUUUGGGGAGUUGUGAGGCUUCUGUGCGUGAUGCAGUGAGGGUCCUGCAUGGGCGGGACAGUGGAGUGUGUAUGGAGGUGUGUGAGCUGACCCGACGCCAUGCCAGGCUUGCCCACCCCUCCUUCUCUCUGUUAGGGCUGGUCUAUUACCUGAGGGAUCUUUUUUUCCCCAAAGUCCACUGUGAGCUGCUGCUCUUCUGCACCUGCCCCGCUCCCCUGACUCUCCACGCCUACCUGGUGCCCAAAGACCCGGCUCAUAUCCGGGACAUCCACCAGGAGGAGAAGCUCGAGGGGGUGAGGAGCCGCAAACCCGGCGCCGUGGGCCCGCUCCAGCUGGAGGCCAGUGUCCACGUGAGGACGUCGUGUCGGUCGGAGAUCCUACCCGAGAUGAUGAGCCUGUGGCCGCUCUCCACUGCUAACUUCUGUGAGGUUUACAUGGAGCAGCCAGAGGAGGGCUUUGAUCUGGAGGUCAUCAGCUCUCAGCACACAGAGCCCAUCUGGAGAACCAAGAUCCGUAGAAACGACUACUGGCAGCCCAGCAGGAGCCCAGGACAGGUCGGCAUCCAGGAGGCAGCUGGCUUUGUGGACGAGAACAGGGCAGAGCUCAUCAGCAGGGUGAGAGAGGUGAUGCCCAUAGCCGACGAGCUCCUCUCCCAGGGAGUCAUCGGCCAGGAGACCUACUCUAACAUCGAUGCUGCUCCCACCAGUCAGGGAAAAAUGAGGGUCCUUUAUGACAGCCUGCAGACAGCUAAGGUCAAACUGGCCUUCUACAGGAUCCUUCAGGCACAGCAGCGCCUCCUAGUGGAGGAUCUGUGGACAGCGUGACGGCAGCAGGACACCCAGCCUGCCAGGGUCUACUCUCAUCUCAAAGAUCCUGCCAAAUACUGCUCCUCUUUCCUCAAGAUCCUGAGUGUUUCUCAAAAUCAUGGAUGCUUCCUUGGUAGAAUGGGUCCUUUUGAGUGCUUCUAAGGGCGGGUCCUUCAAAAGCUAUGCAGGACUCCUUCCUAGCAUUCAGAGAACAAACAAUAAAACAGUCUAGCGAGUGUGCAGGUGUGCAUCAUUGAAAAGUUCCCACCUUCAAAUUCCGCACCACUUUUUUGUAAAAAGGCUCUGGUACGUGUGCAUAGGAUUGUGGGUGCUUUAAGAACCCAGAGGAUAUUCCCACUGCAUCCUAGAAAAUUCCUUCGGCAGGAUUCAAUGACGACAGUCAUCAAGGAUACUUCCUGGAUCCUAGGUCCUGGAUUUUCUGUGGUGACACACUGCCAAAUACUGUACCUCUUUCCCAGAGAUCCUGGAUUUUCUGUGGUGACACACUGCCAAAUACUGCUCCUCUUUCCCAGAGAUCCUGGAUUUUCUGUGGUGACACACUGCCAAAUACUGCGCCUGCUUCUCGUAUGGUACAUGAAUCAGGUCUGAUUGAACAUUUACUGCUAGAUGGUUGAUCACUAGAUGAAUGAUUUUUUAGAAGAUCCAUUGAUAUAAAUAUAUGAUUUUGUGACUUUUUCAUAUAUGUGUCCAACCUUAUUGUUAAGCCUACAGGGCACAUAUUUAUUUGACAUUGGAAAAUUAGAACCUCGCUUUUACAUUGAUCGCUUUUGUUUACGCUACAUUAACUCCUCUUGUUAUAUUUUGCUAUGCUGUAAUUAAAAAAAAGAAUAAAUUCAUAAAGUGUUCUAACAUUCAUUCACCAAACUGCUGCCACCUUGUGGCCUGGAGUGCAUCGGAUUGCUCUGCGCUUCCACACACUUCUUCUCUGCUAACACAGGCAUGGCACUUUUCCAGCCUCUCUCUUCAGAGCUAAGGUCCUGUACUGGGUCACAUGUACCGUGCCUAAUAGGAUAGGCUUCAUCACUACAGACAGACUCAAUCAAACACAGAUAUGAAUGGGCUUCAUCACUACAGACACACUGAAUCAAACACAGAUAGGAACGGGUGUCAUCACUACAGACACACUAAAUCAAACAGAUAGGAAUGGGCUUCAUACAACACAGACUCACUAAAUCAAACACAGAUAGGAAUUGGCGUCAUAUUGACACACUAAACCAAACACACACAGGGGGAUAACUACAGGCAUACACAAGGGGCACAGAUCAUCUUUACACUCUCAC
Molecule: messenger RNA, 5565 nt
Organism: Clupea harengus (Atlantic herring)
Lineage: Eukaryota; Metazoa; Chordata; Actinopteri; Clupeiformes; Clupeidae
Product: protein NLRC3-like
Exons: 11
Coding region: 182-4282 (1366 amino acids)
Biological process (GO): inflammatory response; innate immune response; regulation of apoptotic process
Molecular function (GO): protein binding
Source: RefSeq, a predicted model, not a curated record